Molecule: messenger RNA, 702 nt
Organism: Alternaria conjuncta
Lineage: Eukaryota; Fungi; Ascomycota; Dothideomycetes; Pleosporales; Pleosporaceae
Exons: 4
Coding region: 1-702 (233 amino acids)
Biological process (GO): deadenylation-dependent decapping of nuclear-transcribed mRNA
Cellular component (GO): Lsm1-7-Pat1 complex; P-body
Molecular function (GO): RNA cap binding
Source: RefSeq, a predicted model, not a curated record
AUGGCCUACAACCAACGCCCACCACGAGGCCCCGCGGCCGCUGGAGGUGCCCCAAACAUGGGCCCGGACUUCAACGCCAUGCUCCAGCGCUCCAUGCAGGCACCUGGACAGCUGCAACCCCCGGGCUCCGAGAUUCCACGCGGGCCCUCGCCGUCUUCUGGUUACGAAGGCGUAUACAGUGCCACUCCACCACCACAACAUGCGAACAUGCUCGGUGGUGCACGAGGGCAGGCGCCGCCCCCUGUACUCCCCGUCGACCUCCCACCGCAAGCCUUCCUGACAUCGGCAAUGCUAUUAGACAUGGUGGACAAAAAGGUCGACGUACUACUGCGUGACGAGAAAGAGUACAUUGGCAUAUUACGCUCCUACGACCAAUUCGCCAACCUCGUCCUCACAGAAUGCUACGAGCGAAUAGCAGCCCGCAACCCCGACGCAUCGCCCUCCGACCUCUCCGUGCCCCGCUGGCUGAUACACGACGUCAAGCUCCCCGGCGUCAUGACCGUACGAGGCGAGAACGUCACCAUAUGCGCGACCGUCGACCUCGACCGAGAAGAACACCCCAAAGGCGCCAUGUUCGCCGAAGAAGACCAAGUCCGCGCGCUGGCGGCGUCCCAAAAAGCAGAGAAGAAAGAGGCGGAUUCGCGGAAAGCAAAGGCGUUGAAGCAGGCUGGCAUUGAGCCUGGCUUUGGUAUGCAAGGGUAG